This is a messenger RNA of Mesocricetus auratus (golden hamster), 4912 nucleotides long. RefSeq names its product G protein-coupled receptor 68 (gene Gpr68). Gene Ontology annotation, biological process: cellular response to pH; G protein-coupled receptor signaling pathway. Gene Ontology annotation, cellular component: membrane. NCBI's taxonomy places the organism in Eukaryota, Metazoa, Chordata, Mammalia, Rodentia, Cricetidae. The transcript has 2 exons. The record is from RefSeq and is a predicted model, not a curated record. Gene Ontology annotation, molecular function: G protein-coupled receptor activity. Bases 2365 to 3492 code for a protein of 375 amino acids.
GGCCCCAUUCAAUCCCACCCUCCUAUCCCAGCCUGCCCUGGGCAGUAUCUGCUCCCCAUGUUCUCUCCUUUGGCUGAAGGGCAGAAUCCUGGAGGUAGGUACAGGGUGAUGCUUUUAUUGAUGCUACAGCAGGGUGCCACAGGCUCUUUGCUUUUAUCUAAUUGUAGGUUUUGUUGGAGAAAUUUAUAAAGGGUGGGGCUUAUGGGGCUUCUAGGAUUCAUGAGGCCACUGUGUGUGUCACUACUGAAGAAAAAGAAACCCCAGCACCAAAGACCACCUAGCAAUGGCUCUGUUUUCUCUUACUGCAUGGCAGUACAAGGACACAGACUAAGGAAUCACUCCAUCAAUAUGCUCGAGGCCAUGGUGGCUUUGCCGGGGGUGCCUAUUCCAGAUGAAGAUUUGUGCAUUUGCUAACAGAGGUCUAGGACAUUUUUCUUGUCCCUGGGUGUGCUGGAGGGAGUUCACAAUGCCAUUACUGGCUCCUGAAGGUGUCAGGGUAAUGGUGUGGGUGCAUAAAUGUCCUGUUAGGCUGGGCCACACUGUAAGGGAGGGUCAGAGCCGCUCUCUGUGACCUGGUGGUAGUCAGGCAGUCUUAUACUCUCCCCGCCUCUUCCCCGUGUGACAUCAUGGACAGACAAGUACACUGUAGACCUCAGGCAUAACAUCUGACUCUAACAGAUGGCCACCCCAGAACAAGUGGCAGCCCUUCCUGUAACAUAAGACCUCCGACUAGCAAGUGAUGUAGGUGUUAUGUGCCGGCGUUUCUUGGAAAGAUCCUCAGCUAACACCGUCCCAUAGCAGUUUGAUCUCUGGAGAAGUCAAGUCCCAUACAUCACAGUGAUGUUGUGUCCUCUGGGUGCUGUGGUGUGUGGUGUGCACAGGCUCUGGGGAUAUCUUGUGAUGGGUUUCCAAGGACCCUGCUUUGGAGGGACUCUGUCUUGGCCCCUGACAAGAACAUCAGGUUUCAGUCACAGCUCAGUCAUCCUUUAUGGUUAGGCUCUGUCCUGACCUCUGGUCCUCAGGACACCAAGUUUCCCCAUUUAUAAUUGCAGGGCUGGACUGGAGAACUUUCUAAAAUUUGUCCUGUGUACUACAGUGGGUAAAUGAACACAGGAAGGUUUCACGAGGACUUCCAGGAGCAGAAAGAGUUCACGGGUGGGGUCCUGCUCUUGGUUGAUGCUUGAGGCCACACACCCUAUCCUGCCCAGAGCUUUGACCCUCAUAACCCUGCUCUGUGUGAUGCUUGAACAAUUUAAUUAGGCUGGGAUAGGGCUGGUGUGUGUGUGUGUGUGUGUGUGUGUGUGUGUGUGUGUAAAUAGACUCUGAAGUACUCUGAAGUGUUUUCUGACAAAUGUGACCAGGGCUGAGACCCACUAACCUAGAUGUUAGUUGCUGGGAGGAAGGAUUUGAGGCUAGGAGUGCAGUUUUCCUGUCUUAUCAGUUGCUACUUUGUCCUUACCUCUGGUGUCCCUAAGUCAGCAACCACAGUGCAGACCUGAGGGGCUUCAGUGAAAGAAGUUCAGUGUUCUGUGUCUCUUGGUGUCUAGCAUGUACCCGAGGUGGUGAUAGCUAAAAUUAGGAUGCCCAAUUCUUUCUAAGCCCCCACUCGGGCACCAGUCUUAAUUCAAGUCUGAGUGUUUGCAGUGAGGCUUCUCUCCCGACUCCACCUGAGCAUGUGGCAAGCCUAAAGGAUGGAGGGUGUGUGGAGGGAUCCAGGCUGCCACCCUCAUCCUCCUGCUGGCGGGCGGUUCCUCGGCAACCGCCCAGCCUGACACCAGAUUGGAGUUCACAUGAUUCUGCCUCAGCUCAGGAAUGGGUAGCCUCCAGCUGGGGAUUUUCUAGAUGAGCUGGGAGGGUUUUCUGCAGGAAUUGAGAGAGGGAGAGCUCGUCCUGGUGCAGGGUUGCCAAUGCAUUGCCAAGCUGAGCUGUAGGAGUACAGAGUAUAGUUAGUUGAGGUGUGAGAGGAGAGCUUAGCUAGACAGAGUCAGAGCCGACUCUUCCUAGGUUCUCCUGCAGAGGACUCCUGGGCUGCUGAGGCUGGACUUCACUGACAGCUCUCCCUCUGCCCCUCAGCUGGCUGUAGACACCUCUCUGCCUUCCUUUGCCUCUCCAGGAGGCUCCAGAAAAGCCAGGCAGUGUGGGUAUAGGAUUGGAUAGUUUCCAAACUGACCAGCUUUUGGGACAGAAAUCAAUCUAAUAGCCCAAGACCUGUGUAUAAAGGAAAUGAAAUAGAGAGAAAAUACCAGCAUGCAUGACAAGCAUCAAGGGGUUCUCCUACCACCAGUGAGGAGCAGAUCUUGAUAGACUUGAGUCACCAUCUAUAAACAAGAUGGCACUAGAGAGAUUGACUCCAUCUCUAAGCGCAUGAGGGGUGAGGCCCCUUCUGGCCCAAAGAUGGGGAACAUCACUACGGACAACUCCUCGCUAUCCUGCCCCAUCGACCACACCAUCCACCAGACGCUGGCCCCGGUGGUCUAUGUGACCGUGCUGGUGGUAGGCUUCCCGGCCAACUGCCUGUCCCUUUACUUCGGCUACUUGCAGAUCAAGGCCCGGAAUGAACUGGGAGUGUACCUGUGCAACCUGACCAUUGCAGAUCUGUUCUACAUCUGUUCGCUCCCCUUCUGGCUGCAGUACGUACUCCAGCACGACAACUGGUCCCACGGUGACCUGUCCUGCCAGGUGUGUGGCAUCCUCCUCUAUGAGAACAUCUACAUCAGCGUGGGCUUCCUCUGUUGCAUCUCCAUCGACCGCUACCUGGCUGUGGCCCACCCCUUCCGCUUCCACCAGUUCCGAACCCUGAAGGCAGCCGUGGGUGUCAGUGUGUUCAUCUGGGCCAAGGAGCUGCUGACCAGCAUCUACUUCCUCAAGCAUAAGGAGGUCAUCGAGGACGAGGAUCGGCACCGAGUCUGCUUUGAGCAUUACCCCAUCCAGUCCUGGCAGCGUAGCAUCAACUACUACCGCUUCCUGGUGGGCUUCCUCUUCCCCAUCUGCCUGCUGCUGGCCUCCUACCAGGGCAUCCUGCGCGCCGUGCGCCGCAGCCACGGCACCCAGAAGAGCCGCAAGGACCAGAUUCAGCGGCUGGUGCUGAGCACUGUGGUCAUCUUCCUGGCUUGCUUCUUGCCCUACCACGUGCUGCUGCUGGUGCGCAGCCUCUGGGAGGCCAGCUGCGAGUUUGCCAAGAGCAUCUUCAACAUCUACCACUUCUCCCUCCUCCUCACCAGCUUCAACUGUGUAGCUGACCCGGUGCUGUACUGCUUCGUCAGCGAGACCACUCACAGGGACCUAGCCCGACUCCGAGCAGCCUGCCUAGCCUUCCUUACCUGCUCCAGGACAAGCAGGGCCAGGGAGGCCUACCCUCUGGGUGCCCCUGAGGCUUCUGGGAAAAGUGGGGCCCAGGGCGAGGAGCCGGAAUUGUUAACCAAGCUCCACUCAGCCUUCCAGACCCCUAACUCACUGGGAGUGGGAGGAUCGCCCACGGUUGGACUGGCCUAGCUUGAGUCAUCUGUAUGUGAGGCUAGGUUAGGCCUGAGCUUUCACCGACAGGCCUUGUGGCCUGGAGCUGGUGUGGUGGCUGCCAUCCACAUUGCCAUGCACAGGUGCCUCUUUCCUCAGGCAGGAACCGAGUGGUCUUGGGCCGCAGCUAGGUGCCCCCGGCCCCUGGAAGCCCUCACUGAGUACUGAACCUGGGCACUGCUGAGUGUAUGAAUGAGCCCUGUCUCCUCUCCUCUUCUCUGCUGCUACCUGAGCUGCAGGGGGGAGAGAGUCAGACUUGUCACUCUCAGGACGUUUGCAAAGAGCAGCAGGGCUGGGGCAUGGAGGAGGAGAGCAGGACCCUGGGUGUUCAACCGCCAAGCCUUCCAGUGUCACCUGCCGCCACACACGGGCUGUGGUCUUGUGUGACACAGGAAGCUGGUUAAGGUGAGGAAUGGGGUGGGGUGGGGGUACUGGUGUGGAUGGGACAGGAACAACAGCAGAGUGACAGUCCUAGGAGAAACCCCAGGGCCAGACACAUCUCACUUUUACAGGGCUGGUCGAGCCGGAAGGGCUGAUGGCAAACAAACCCCAGGGCUCUAUGGGGAGAUGCCAGGGGCUCUCCAAAUGUCACCUAAAGCUCAAAUAAGAGGAUUUGGGCCUGAAGCUGUGUCCCUAACCAAGUUCCUGACUAGGGCUUUUCUUAAUUAGCUUUUUGUUUCCAUCUGACCAGAGUACUAGCUAGACCUGAGAGCCUAAGGGAAGAGAGAGGGAGAAUAUAAAAAAUGGCAGGGUGGCCGGGCGGUGGUGGCGCACGCCUUUAAUCCCAGCACUCAGGAGGCAGAGGCAAGCGAUCGCUGUGAGUUCGAGGCGGGGCUGGACUGACAGCCUCCAAAACAAUACAGAGAAACCCUGUCUCCUAAAACAAACAAACAAAAAUGGCAGGGUGUCCAUGGCAACUGUGUGCCAAGACACUGAUACCAGAGUCAUGUGACUACUGUCAGAAACUCCUAUCCUUCACCCCAUACUCUAUAGACCAUUCAGCAGCCUUUGAGGGGGAGUAUGACAGCUUCCCGGAGUUCCUAGGUACAACCAAACUAACAUCAUCAUGCCUCUUAUAGGAGAGUUUGCCAAAGAUGGCUGCAUGCCAGAAAGACCCACACCUACCCCAGCCUAGGACCUUGUGGGACAAUGGUGAUAGCUGAAUUCCUUCAUCCCACAGUAUCCCGCCCCCUCCCUCCCCCUCCAUUUUGACCUGAAAUUCUGGAUUCUCACUGGCUUGGACUGGAACAAGAUGAGCUUGGCUCCUCUUACAAUGGAGAGCUGUAUUUUUUUUUUUUUUUAUUGUUGUCUCUCUUAUGCCAAGUAUCCCUGUGCUGGACUGUGAGGUGGAUUUAUGUAGUGACUUCAGUCUGCAAAUAAAACAAAAUAACCAAUCACA